This is a messenger RNA of Scomber japonicus (chub mackerel), 1024 nucleotides long. Its product is annotated as mitochondrial carnitine/acylcarnitine carrier protein-like. The coding region runs from base 27 to 926 and encodes 299 amino acids. Gene Ontology annotation, biological process: mitochondrial transport; carnitine transmembrane transport. The transcript is spliced from 9 exons. Gene Ontology annotation, molecular function: O-acyl-L-carnitine transmembrane transporter activity. NCBI's taxonomy places the organism in Eukaryota, Metazoa, Chordata, Actinopteri, Scombriformes, Scombridae. The record is from RefSeq and is a predicted model, not a curated record. Gene Ontology annotation, cellular component: mitochondrial envelope.
ACUGUGAGCGGCUGUCUGCUCCGGUCAUGCCGGGAGAGGAGAGCGUUUCCCCGCUGAAGAACUUCUUGGCUGGCGGAGUCGGUGGAGCCUGUCUGCUGCUGGCGGGACAUCCGCUGGACACCAUCAAGGUGAGACUUCAGACGCAGCCCAAAGCUUCAUGCCCUCAGUAUGUCCUCUACACAGGAACAUAUGACUGCUUUCGCAAGACCGUGUCGAAAGAGGGCCUCUUGGGUCUGUAUAAAGGGAUGGGGGCCCCUCUGGCAGGUGUGGCUCCUAUGAUGGCGAUCAGUUUCUUUGGUUUUGGUCUCGGGAAACAGCUGCAGCAGAGAGAUGCUGCUACACCUCUGACGUACACUCAGGUCUUCCUGGCAGGCUGUCUGGCUGGAGUCUUCACUACAGUCAUCGUGGCUCCAGGAGAGAGGAUUAAAUGUUUGCUGCAGGUGCAGGCUGGCAGCGGACAGUCAAAGUACUCGGGUCCGGUGGACUGUGCGGUGCGGCUGUACCGGGAGCAGGGCCUCCGCAGCGUCUACAAAGGAACUCUGCUCACUCUCAUCAGAGACGUUCCUUCUAAUGGACUCUACUUCCUGACAUAUCAAUACCUCAAACACUUCCUGACGCCCGAGGGUCAAAGCGUGUCUCAGCUCAGCACUCCCAACAUCCUGCUGGCUGGAGGCAUCGCAGGAAUCCUGAACUGGACCAUCGCUCUUCCUCCCGAUGUCCUCAAAUCCAACUUCCAGACAGCUGCUGAUGGGAAGUAUUCAGGUCUAGCAGACGUUGUGAGGACCUUGCUGAGAGAAGAAGGAGCUGCAGGUCUCUAUAAAGGAUUCAAUGCCGUGUUUCUACGAGCGUUUCCUGCUAAUGCUGCCUGUUUCUUGGGGUUCGAGCUGGCGUUAAAGGGACUGAACUGGCUCGCUCCCAGCUGGUAAAAUACAUCAGUAACUGGUUUCCAGUGUGAAGCUUCUCCUCUGACUGGCUGCUCACCUUCAGGGUGCUCCGGUGUUUUACAUGAAUUGUUAUAAACAUC